This is a messenger RNA of Oryctolagus cuniculus (rabbit), 1345 nucleotides long. Lineage: Eukaryota; Metazoa; Chordata; Mammalia; Lagomorpha; Leporidae. The record is from RefSeq and is a predicted model, not a curated record.
AGCCCGGCGGGGGCGCCCCCUUUCCCCGCGCCCGCACGCUUCCGCCCCUCCUCCGCUCUUCCUCGAUAUAUUAUUAAGGCUGUUAACACUUAGAUGAUUUUUUUAAAAAAUUAAAAAGUCAAAGAGCUGCCUUGGAGAGGAUGGCCCCUGGGUUUCACCCGUUAGCUGCCAACCUGUACGCCGUGGCACGGCGCUGUCUUCAUCAAGAUUCUGGGGGAGACCCGCGCUCUCCAUCAGAGCCCCGUCCCCCGUAGGAAAGCGCUGGGCGUUAGGGGUUCUCUCCGCCGGUUGCUAGAAGCGCUAGAGGGCCAGGGUCCCGCUCGCGCCGUGGGUUUCCCCGCUGGCACGUGCGCGCGUGGAGAUCGGCCCUUUAUGUAACGCCGGGAAGGUACCUGCGUACGCGACCGCACCGGGGGCUCGCGGGCGGGCGUGGAGCGGGGCGUCCCGACACCCAGCGGGCAGCCACCGCCAAGCGGCUUCAGAAGUCGUGGCCCUGAGUUUGCAGGGUCUGGAAGUGGUGAACUGUGGCUCAGGAAGUUCCGUGCCCCGGUUCUCAGGAAGUCACAUGCGCGCGCGUUUAUAGGCAAGGGAGCGCUCUGAGUUUGGCUAGGCGCGGCAGGGUGUCAGAUCAAGCGGUGAUCCCCCAGACUCCCUGCAUGGCUGCCAGCUCUGGUCGACCAUGGUGGCCGGGACCCGCUGUCUUCUAGCGUUGCUGCUUCCCCAGGUCCUCCUGGGCGGCGCGGCCGGCCUCAUCCCCGAGCUGGGCCGCAGGAAGUUCGCGGCGUCAUCGGGCCGCCCCUCGCCCCAGCCCUCGGACGACAUCCUGAGCGAGUUCGAGUUGCGGUUGCUCAGCAUGUUCGGUCUGAAGCAGAGACCCACCCCUAGCAGGGACGCCGUGGUGCCCCCCUACAUGCUGGACUUGUACCGCCGGCACUCCGGCCAGCCUGGCGCGCCCGCCCCGGACCACCGGCUGGAGAGGGCAGCCAGCCGCGCCAACACGGUGCGCAGCUUCCACCACGAAGGUAAGGCGAGGCGCGCGCCGCAGGGGCAGAGACGCGGGCGGGUUGCUACCCGCAACGCCGAGCACCAAGGCCGGCUGCGGGCAUCCCUGGAGAGGCAGUUCAGCCAGAGCUCUGCGGAUGCUGUCCCUCUUGCUUCCGUACCGACCUUUCUGAAUCUGAUUUUCAGGCACUGCUCGUGUGGCAGGCCAGCCAGGGAUUCCCCCUUGGUCGGUCCGUACCCGUUUCCUGGCAAGCAGCCAGGAGGGCGACUCCUCCUCCAGGAACCAGAGCAGAAUCAAGGGAUGGGGAAGACGAGGCUAAAAGGCAUGCCCCUGGUCAGCUAA